CCGUUUUUCUUUUAAUUUCGUGUGGGCAGCGCAUUUCCCUGUCAUUAGGUUUUUCCGUGGAUCGCUUAGCUCAGCCGCGCUAUCGCGGUUCGCGAAGUUUCUCUCCCUCUGCUUUUCUGUGAUCUUGCGCUGCGCGCAUUCAAUGUGGAUGGGGCCUCACAGCGCCACGGCGAUGCGGUGAUCGUCAUCGUCGCCUGGAAGUAAGAAAUCGUCUCUCUUCUCUCUUGACUCUUUCUUGCUGAAAUUCGGUGCCGGGAAGCCUGGGAGAGGGGUGUAGGGAUGAAUUGAGAGGAAAUCCUUUGCUGAUCUUUGAUCUCCGCGAUGGCUUUUUUGCUUAGAGUAUUUUCUGGAAGGCGCGCAGAUGCGCCGGAGGAUGUGGAGCGGCUCCGGGAAGAAUUUCGCCGGCGGAAGGACGAGGUAUUUGGCGAUUUGCUCCAGAAUGCCGAAGUACGAGCUCUUGUUGAGAUGAUCUAUGAUAGCUCCAACAGGGAAGCUCAGUACUUUCUCAAGCAACCCUCGCUAUCGUGGCUGAAAGAGAAUCCACAGCUCGUAUUGGAGACCAUUUCGGUCUUGUCUUCUCAAGAUGCUCCGUUCGUUGGAAGAUUGGGCGAUGCCAUUGAAAAGUAUGGAGUCGAGGCAGUGUCUGAUAUAGUGCUCGAGCUAUUCAACCAGAUAUCAUAUCUUACGAGGCAGCUAGGCUUGGGUGACAGUUUAACAGAUGGAUUAGAAUACGGAUGGGAGUUAGGGAGUCCGCUUUCAAGCAGGCCCAGACAUACUCAGCGUCAGAAUCAGCUUCUUUGGACAGGAAGUAGGAGUCUCACCUUUCCGGCACCCUCUCGUUGUCAACGUGAUGGGCCGGAUAAGUUAGAUCGCUGCAUGGACGAGCCUUUACCUGUAUCAACGUCGCCGAGAGACGACAAUGACGUUGUCAACGGGCGUGAACAGUAUGACAGGCGAAAUUCAGUAAAGCAGAGCGCAUCUACAGUGGAGAAAUCUAGUGCCGGCGAGGCAGAGAACAACAGGAUGCGGGUACUUGUUCCUCCAGCCCCUCGAAUUGCUCAAGCAGCGAGCGAUGAAGCACCGAAGCUUGUUGCUGCGGACGGGGACUUUCGGGAGAAGUCGGGAGUUUCUUCAAGGGGACAUAGCAGCAGGCGUAGUAUGAGUUGUGGUGGAAGUGAGCUCUACACCUCCGAUUCCGACGAUGACAGCUUCUCGACGUCAAGCCAAAUGAGCUUACUGGUUGCCGUGUCCGAGUCGCAUAGUUCCGGUUCAUCGAGUGCAGAUGAUUUAGCUUCAGAGUCUGGUAGAAACGAGGCAAGGGUUGUGCCCGAAGACAACUCCGAAGGUUGUACAGGCACUGGGAAAACAGGCAUGGAGGAGGCAGGUUCGGCUCCUGCUCACGAUUUCCCUGCCUUCAAGCCCGAGAUCCAGAUCCAGGAUGGAGGUGAGGAAUAUCUCGACAAGCUGCCAAUAUACUCCUCGGUCGUUCUAUCAAGCAAAAGCUCCGGCUCCGAGAACGAGAAGGACUUGAGUUUCUAUGCGCCGGAAAUGUGGACUUAUUCUGAGAAGGAGGGCCAUGAUUUAGACGGUACAGAAGCCAGUCGCAGAAAUGCUCCUGAACAGCAAGCAUCCAACGACACCAGCGAGCAUGAGGAAGAGCUUAUGGAGGAAGUUAAAGUGGUGAUAGUACCCAGUGUCGAAGACAAGUACGUGUCUGUUUCGGUUCAACCCGUUACGAUCGAUUCUUGGAGAAAUGAGUCAGGCGGAGCACAUGUUCAGGAUGAUCUGUUUGCUGUGAAAAGGAUGGAAAAUCCUGUUUCGGAAGAAGUCAAGGAUGACACCGCGAACUUGGAAGAAAAUGGUGGUAAGCUUCAAGGCGGAAUUCUCGUAGCAAAAACACUCCAAGCACCAGGCUGUGGUGAAUUGGCGGCAGAGGCAAGGGACUCCGAGUUCCAGUUAGAGAAAUUCAAGGAAGCAACAUCCAACUCGGGAGACGAGGAUUUAGCAGCCGCAAGCUUGAGCAAAGCCAUAGAAGGAGAUGAGCUGGGAGGCGCCGGUGAGAAGAACUCACAAGACGUGGAUAAGAACUAUGAUGAUGCGAGGAACGGGGAACAGGUGGUGGACGACGUUCAUUUAAACAGCUCUAGUGUAGAUGGAAAUGGAGAUCUCGAGAAACAGGCCGAUGUGAAGGAGAGCUCGCUCUUGGCCGAGGAUCACCAAGCAAGUGAAGCACUACACUCGGAGGCCUCGAAAGAUGACGGGCUUCCACCACCGGAGAAUUCUCGCUCCUCGGCGGAUUACUUGGAAAGGCUAAGAGAGGAAGAUGGUCCAGAGAUAGCAGCCACUCAGAAAAGCGAGCCUCCAAAAGCUCCAGAUUCUCCACCGAAGCCGGAGUCACUGCUCGUCCCUUACUCGGGCCUCAUCGCACUAUCCGGUCCCAUUGCGUAUCCCUCCUCAUACUCGGGGACAGUGCCAUACUCUGGAAGCUUGUCUUUGCGGUCGGACAGCAGCACCAACAGUACGCGCUCGUUCGCUUUCCCGGUUUUGUCAAGUGAGUGGAACAGCAGUCCGGUUAAGAUGGCCCCUCCCGAGAGGAAUUAUAUGCAUCACAGGAGACGCUCGUGGCGCUCGCUGUGCUGCUUUUGCCCCACUCCCGGAUACAGUGCCGAUUGAUUCCAGUAAGAAAUGGUUUUUUUUUUUCCCUCUCUCGAGCUUGAUGGCAAUUUUGCUCGUUUCCCAGAGCCUCGAUGACAACUUUAGCAUCCACAGAUCAUCUCUCUUUUUUCUCUCGGGAACGCGACGAUCAAAGCGUUUUUGCUUUUCGGAAGCGUCGUAUAUUUCGUACCUCUGCCCCGUUCCCAGCGCGUCCCUUUCCCGUGAGCGCUGUAAACUUCAGUUUAAUCAGUUUAGUCUCAAGAGUGUUCUUCGCGGAGACGUAACCAACGUGGCUGGCGGGCUGCGACUGCCAUUGGGAUCUCGCUAGGUGGCAAAGAUCUUGUCGAUAACGACCGAAUAAUCACGUCCGUCAGUGUGAAUAUUUACCCUGCUGGGGUGAAAUCGUCUAGCAGCGAUUUUUUACC
Messenger RNA from Selaginella moellendorffii, 3080 nucleotides. RefSeq lists its product as uncharacterized. The record is from RefSeq and is a predicted model, not a curated record. The transcript has 8 exons. Gene Ontology annotation, biological process: regulation of asymmetric cell division. The coding region runs from base 322 to 2673 and encodes 783 amino acids. Lineage: Eukaryota; Viridiplantae; Streptophyta; Lycopodiopsida; Selaginellales; Selaginellaceae.